AUGACUCCCCGUAUCAAAAGCGUGGCUAUAAUUGGCGCUGGUCCAGCCGGCGCCAUUGCCGUAGAUGCAUUCGCCCAGGAACAGGCCUUUGAUUGGAUCAGGGUGUUUGAACGGAGGGAGAAGGCUGGUGGUUGCUGGAUCUACGAUAACGACGAACCACCACCACUAACAGACUUCGAUGCCCUUUCUUCUCGGACAGCCGACCUACCUGUCCCUGCGCCAGGUUCCCUGCCUGGGUAUUUCCCUCGAUCGAGUCAGAACCGUUUCGACGAUACACCGGUUUACCCAGCGCUAGAAGCGAAUAUUGACGCGGGGAUUAUGCAGUACUCGCAGGAACCUAUCCCUGAAGUUCGAAGCAAGGCAUCAAUUGCAAACCAUGGGCCUGAUACCCCGUUUCGACAUCAUACUGUUAUCCAGCGCUAUAUCGAGUCGCUGGUUAAGCGGAAAGGGUAUAACCGGCUUGUUGAGUAUAGCACCACUGUGGAGAAUGCGGAGAAGAGGGCAAGGGACGGGAAAUGGGUGUUGACGCUGCGGAAACAGGCUCCUGGUCUGGAGAAGGACUACUGGUGGCAAGAGGAGUUUGACGCAUUAGUUGUUGCUACGGGGCAUUAUAGCGUGCCUUAUGUCCCGGUCAUCGAGGGACUAAAGGAGUUCGCGGCAGAGGUGCCGGGGAGUGUGGUGCACACGAAGGGAUUCAGGGAGCCAGACACAUAUCGUGGGAAGCGAGUGGUUACGGUUGGCGCCUCGGUCUCCGGGGCUGAUACAGCAGUGAGCCUGGUUGGCAUCGCUCAGGAUCCGAUUUAUGCGGUUGUUCGGGGCAAGUACAAUGGAUAUUUCGGCGACGAAGCGUUCAAACACCCACAAGUCCAGCGGAGGCCUCCAAUUUCGCACAUUGACGGGCAAGGCAGCAGACGUACAGUACACUUCGAGGACGGCACGUCUGUUGCAGACGUUGACCAUAUUAUCCUUGGAACUGGUUAUACGUGGACACUGCCAUUCUUACCGAAUAUUUCUGUUCGCAAUAACCGGGUCCCGGAGUUAUAUCUGCAUAUCUUCCACCAGCAGGAUCCAACACUUGCAUUUAUCGGUGCCGUUGCUGCUGGGUUCACAUUCAAGGUGUUUGAAUGGCAGUCUGUCCUGGCCGCUCGUGUGUUUUCUGGUAAAGCAACGCUGCCACCACUUCAGGAGCAACGAGACUGGGAGGCUAAACGGAUCGAAGAGAGAGGUGAUGGUGUGAAGUUUACCCUGAUCAGCCCCGACUUUGAGAACUACUUCGAGCUGCUCAGGACGUUGGCUACAGAGCCGAAGGAUGGAGAACCUGGAAGACGACUGCCCAAGUUCGAUCCAGCCUGGGUCCAGCAAUUCGCUGCAAGUCAUCAGAGACGUAUAAACAUGUGGAAGCGAGCCAACGAGGCAGCGAAGCAGGGUAUAGUCUCAAAGCUGUAG
Messenger RNA from Aspergillus versicolor CBS 583.65, 1446 nucleotides. RefSeq lists its product as uncharacterized. The transcript is spliced from 3 exons. NCBI's taxonomy places the organism in Eukaryota, Fungi, Ascomycota, Eurotiomycetes, Eurotiales, Aspergillaceae. Gene Ontology annotation, molecular function: N,N-dimethylaniline monooxygenase activity; flavin adenine dinucleotide binding; NADP binding. The coding region runs from base 1 to 1446 and encodes 481 amino acids. The record is from RefSeq and is a predicted model, not a curated record.